AUGGGCGGCGAGGACUCCGGAAGCGCACUAGCCAAUCGGGUGGAUGCACGUUGUGGCUACAAUAACCUUGAUUCAUUCUUUGCUAGACGCAUCGUCAGCGAGCUGGAUGCUCUAUUGAAUGAGCAUAAUGAAUUGUUGAAAAUAUUCAAAUCCCACAUGCACAAAUUAGAAAGCGAUAAUCACGCUAUUGUUAUUAAUCCUGAUAAAACACCAGCUGGAGAACACAUUCGUAGAUUCAAUGCACCUGUUGCUGACGACGUUGCUGGAAUCAUGGUUGGCGAUCGUACAGGAGCCGAAACAAACAAGAACGUUAGCUCGAAGGAUUAUUAUGCGUAUAGAUUGAUGAUUAGACGCGGGCUGGAUAACGUCAUUCUACGAUUUCGAGAGCUUUGUCAACAAUUCAUGGUCGACAUGUACGCGAAGAUAGAAGGCGAACGACUACGAUACUUACGAUAUAAUGAACUCAAGCUACGUGUGGAAGAGUACAUUCACUUGCGAGACGCUAUUAUCAACAACGCCGACGCCGCCGAAAUUGGUAACUCUGUCAUUCUACCAUCAUCGUACGUAGGCAGUCCACGUCAUAUGCAAGAGUAUAUACAGGAUGCUCUGACUUUCCUGCGCGAAUAUGGACGACCGUGUUUAUUUAUCACGUUCACAUGUAAUCCAAAAUGGCCAGAGAUUACAUCUUUGCUGUUGCCUGGCCAAAAUGCAAUACAUCGUCAUGACAUUACAGCACGUGUGUUUAGACAAAAGCUGAAGUCAUUAAUAAAUUUUAUUACUAAAUCACAUGUAUUCGGUCCCACACGUUGCUGGCUGUAUUCGGUUGAGUGGCAAAAGCGAGAAUUACCUCAUGCCCACAUUUUGGUUUGGUUAAUCGACAAAAUCCGUCCUGAAAAAAUAGAUAAUAUAAUUUCUGCAGAAAUUCUCGAUCCGUCUACUGAUCAAUUGCUGUUUGAUAUUGUUACAGCAAACAUGAUUCAUGGCCCAUGCGGUACUUUUAAUCGUUCAUCGCCUUGCAUGUCAGAUGGAAAAUGUACAAAAAAUUUCCCUAAAGAUUUCACUAACGAUACAAUCACAAAUGUCGACGGAUAUCCAAUAUAUCGUCGAAGGAAUCCAGAUAAUGGCGAACAAUCAUUUAUUAAAAACAUCAGCAACACAAACAUUGAUAUUGACAAUCGUUGGGUCGUGCCAUAUUCGCCCCUGCUGAGAAAAACAUACAAUGCUCAUAUUAAUGUUGAGUUCUACAGUUCUGUGAAGAGCAUCAAAUACAUUUGCAAGUAUGUCCAUAAAGGCAGUGACAUGGCGGUGUUUAGAGUGGAAAAUACCAAUGUGAAUGCUCCUCCAGUAAAUAAAAACGAUGAAAUAACGCUCUACCAAAUAGGUCGGUACAUCAGCUCCAAUGAAGCUGUUUGGCGUAUCUUUGGUUUUCCAAUUCAUGAACGGGAUCCAGCAGUUGUUCAGUUAGCCGUUCAUCUUGAAAAUGGUCAGCGUGUAUAUUUCACGAACGAGACAGCGAUUAAUCGUGCUAUAAAUCCACCAAAAACUACACUCACUGAAUUUUUUGAAUUGUGUAAUAGUGCGGAUGAUUUUGGUGCCUUUGCACAAGAAAAAAUAAUUACGGAAAUUCUCCUUCUUGGAGAGUUUACGACAAAACAACUAUUGUUGGUUAAUGUUACUGGCCCAUUGUCAUCUCAAGAUAUACGUAAAGUGAAUGGGCAACAGUAUACAACGUAUAAAGAUGCAUGCCUUGCACUCGGCUUGCUAGAAGAUGACAAUCAGUGGGAAUGUAUGCUUGCUGAAGCAGCAUUGAACUUUACAGCAAUACAAAUUCGUCUACUAUUCGCUAUAGUGUUGACUACAUGUUUUCCAGCCCGAGCAGAGAUAUUGUGGGAUAAUCACAAAGAUUCAAUGACUGAUGAUAUAUUGCAUCAACAUCGUACACGGUGUAACGAUCUAGCGAUAACAUUCAGCGACGAUAUGUACAAUGAAGCAUUGAUUGCUAUUGAGGAUCUUUGCAUUAUCAUUGCCAACUUACCACUCAGUCAUUUCGGUAUGAAUUCGCCAAAUCGAGGUGCAACUGAUUUAAUGAACACUGAAAUGAAUCGUGAAAUGCAGUACAACACUGUAGAAACGGCGGCGAUUGUUACUCGCAAUGUCCCACUAAUGAAUGAGGAACAAAGAACCAUUUACGACCGCAUUAUGCUCGCAGUUUCAGCAGGACAAGGUGGGUUCUUCUUUUUAGAUGCACCAGGUGGAACUGGCAAGACAUUCCUUAUUUCGCUAAUUCUCGCCAAAAUACGAUCCAAUAAUGGCAUCGCAUUGGCCGUUGCAUCAUCGGGCGUUGCGGCAACUUUAUUGGAUGGAGGCAGAACAGCUCAUUCAGUAUUUAAGCUACCACUAAAUAUUCAAAAUAACCGUGACGCAGUGUGCAACAUAAAAAAACAAUCGUCCAUAGCCACAGUGCUGAAACAGUCAACUUGUGAAAAAAUGAUUUUGCAUUUAUGGUAUUUAAGUGAUGAACUUGCCAUUUUAUCAUUAUUUGACGAUACCGUUUCAUUGGAAGUAAAAAAAAAUAUUGUUGGAGCUGCUAAUACUCGUAACGGUACAGAUUCUAAAGCUAAAAAAUUUAUAAUUGAUAAAAACGAUUUGAAUUCAUUAACGCAAAAAAGUCUGAGUGACUUUGUUUCUAAAAAGUCUUUAAAUCUCUUUAAAAUCUUUGAUUUACCAUAUGACUUCCUUGAUAAAGAUAUUGAAUCGUGGCCUACUAAUGACAGUUACAUUGAAAAUAAAGAAUACUUUAACCAAUUGAAAGUUGUUAAUGAUUCGGCAGAACGAGCUGUUGCAUUAGUUAGUGAGUAUAAUCAAUGCUUGACAAAAAAUGAAGAUCAAUUCCAAUACUUAUUGCAAGUUAUCAAAGAACAUCGAAAAAAAUACCCAAACUGCAAUAGAGGAAAUUAUUUACAGUAA
Cotesia glomerata is the source of this 2967-nucleotide messenger RNA. RefSeq lists its product as uncharacterized. The transcript has 4 exons. Bases 1 to 2967 code for a protein of 988 amino acids. Gene Ontology annotation, molecular function: DNA helicase activity. The record is from RefSeq and is a predicted model, not a curated record. Gene Ontology annotation, biological process: DNA repair; telomere maintenance. NCBI's taxonomy places the organism in Eukaryota, Metazoa, Arthropoda, Insecta, Hymenoptera, Braconidae.